Molecule: messenger RNA, 933 nt
Organism: Syzygium oleosum
Lineage: Eukaryota; Viridiplantae; Streptophyta; Magnoliopsida; Myrtales; Myrtaceae
Product: zinc finger protein ZAT12-like
Exons: 1
Coding region: 145-726 (193 amino acids)
Biological process (GO): response to chitin; response to stress
Source: RefSeq, a predicted model, not a curated record
UUUUCCAUAGAUCUUUUUUUUUUGUCUCUCCUCCGCCGCUGCUGCCGCCGUCCGUCCGUCCGUCUUCCUCCUCGCUCCGCCCUCUCGACGGCAGAUUUCUCGACAGCUUAGGGUUCCGGUUUCGCGUCGUCGCUGCUUUUUGCCAUGGCGAUGAAGAGAAGCAUAGGGGAGAGGGAGUUCGAGAGCUUGUCCAUGGCGAGCUGCCUGAUGCUGCUCUCGCGCGGGGUCGAGUUCGAGUCCGUGGUGGACCACUCGCUGCCGGACCGUGUCUUCGAGUGCAAGACCUGCAACCGGCAGUUCUCGUCGUUCCAGGCCCUCGGCGGGCACCGGGCGAGCCACAAGAAGCCGCGGCUGGCGCCCGGGGACGAGGCGGCCCAGCAGCAGGGUUCGUCAUCGCCGGCGAAGCCGAAGACGCACGAGUGCUCGGUCUGCGGGCUGGAGUUCGCGAUCGGGCAGGCCCUGGGGGGCCACAUGCGGAGGCACCGAGCCGUGGCCGGGAUGACGCCGCCGGCCGCGGCCGGGGCGGCUCCUCCGGCUCAUCCCUUGGCGGGGAACCCCAUGGUGUCGCCGGCGCAGGUGCCGGUGGUGAAGAAGUCGAACAGCCGGAGAGUCCUGUGGCUGGACCUGAACUUGACGCCGAUGGAGAACGAGAGCGAGAGCGACCUGGAGUUUCGGUUAGGGACGAAGACGCCGGCUCCUCCCGUCAUCGAUUGUUACGUCCUAUAGCUGCUUACCGUACGUAGAGAUCGCACAUACACACAUACAUACGUAGACGAUACGUCUGGAUAUAUAUAUAGUACAUACUGCCUGGAGAGCCUUUUUGCUCACUCAGAUAUUUUUUUUGGCUGGCGAUCCAUCUCUUGUGAAUAUUUUGGUUCGUUUAUUCAAUAUUCAUAGAGAUAUAUCAUUCAAAUAAAGCAGGAUUCCGCGAUA